CGCCGGGCCCCGCCGGAGCUGCCGCCGCCCGCCCCUCCCGCGCUGCCGCUGCGGCAUGCCCACGCCGGGAGGCGGUGGCGUGAGAGUCGGCGGUGUUCGCUGGCGCGGCUCAGCCCAGGCUGGGAGGAGAAACGGCUUCUCCAGCCUCCCGUGGGGACCGCCUUUCUGACUGAAACCGCCGGUGAGGGCCGCGUAACGGAAGGCGGCCCUCUCGGCGGGGCGCCUGAGGGGAGCGCGCCCGCAAGCCCGGCCUGGGAGGGCAUGCGGGGGUAGCCCGCGCCGGCAGCCAAGCAGCGGCGCCUCCCUUUCCCGCAGCCCCCCGCCGCAGCCUCGGUGGUCGCUGCGGAGCUGGCUUCAGGCGGCCCCAAGAUGUUCAGCUGGCUGGGCACCGACGACCGCCGGAGGAAGGACCCCGAGGUUUUUCAGACGGUCAGCGAGGGUCUGAAAAAGCUCUACAAAACCAAACUGCUCCCCUUGGAGGAGCACUACAAGUUCCACGAGUUCCACUCGCCGGCCCUGGAGGAUGCUGAUUUCGACAACAAGCCCAUGGUGCUCCUUGUGGGGCAGUACUCCACUGGGAAGACCACCUUCAUCAGGUACCUGCUGGAGCAGGAUUUCCCUGGGAUGAGGAUUGGGCCAGAGCCUACAACUGACUCCUUUAUAGCAGUUAUGCAAGGAGAUGUGGAAGGAAUCGUUCCUGGAAACGCACUUGUGGUGGAUCCCAAAAAACCAUUCAGGAAACUCAAUGCCUUUGGCAAUGCUUUUUUGAACAGGUUUGUAUGUGCCCAGCUGCCUAAUCCUGUGCUAGAGAGCAUCAGCGUCAUUGAUACACCAGGAAUCCUUUCUGGAGAAAAACAGAGAAUUAGCAGAGGUUAUGACUUUGCCGCUGUACUGGAGUGGUUUGCAGAGCGGGUUGACCGUAUCAUUCUCCUUUUUGAUGCGCACAAGCUGGACAUCUCUGAUGAAUUCUCCGAGGUCAUCAAGGCCCUGAAGAAUCACGAGGACAAGAUGAGAGUUGUUCUCAACAAGGCUGACCAGAUAGAGACUCAACAGCUGAUGCGGGUGUACGGUGCGCUCAUGUGGUCCCUGGGAAAGAUUGUCAACACUCCUGAGGUCAUCAGGGUCUACAUUGGCUCCUUCUGGUCCCACCCAUUGCUCAUUCCUGACAACCGCAAGUUGUUUGAGGCAGAGGAGCAGGACCUGUUCAGAGAUAUCCAGAGCCUGCCCCGCAAUGCAGCCCUGAGGAAGCUGAAUGAUCUCAUCAAGAGAGCUCGGCUGGCCAAGGUCCAUGCCUACAUCAUCAGCUCCCUAAAGAAGGAAAUGCCCUCAGUGUUUGGGAAAGACAAUAAAAAGAAAGAGCUUGUUAACAACUUGGGAGAAAUUUAUGCCCGGAUUGAACGGGAGCAUCAGAUCUCACCAGGAGACUUCCCUAAUCUGAGAAAGAUGCAGGAUCAGUUGCAAGCCCAGGAUUUUAGCAAGUUCCAGCCUCUGAAGAGCAAGCUGCUGGAGACUGUGGAAGACAUGCUGGCCAAUGACAUCGCCCAGCUCAUGGUGCUUGUACGCCAGGAAGAGUCACAGCGGCCAACCCAGAUGGUGAAGGGAGGAGCCUUCGAGGGCACCUUGCAUGGUCCAUUUGGCCAUGGCUAUGGUGAAGGCGCUGGUGAAGGGAUCGAUGAUGCUGAAUGGGUGGUGGCCAGGGACAAGCCCAUGUAUGAUGAGAUCUUCUACACACUCUCGCCCGUUGAUGGUAAAAUUACCGGUGCCAAUGCAAAGAAAGAGAUGGUAAGGUCUAAACUGCCCAACACUGUGCUGGGCAAGAUAUGGAAACUGGCCGACAUUGACAAAGAUGGUAUGCUGGAUGAUGAGGAGUUUGCCUUGGCGAAUCAUCUCAUUAAAGUCAAGCUGGAGGGUCAUGAGCUGCCAAAUGAGCUCCCUUCCCAUCUCCUCCCUCCAUCCAAAAGGAAAAUAACAGAGUAAAAGGAAGAUUACAGGGAGAGGGAAAGGGAAGGGGGGAAAAAUAUCUAGAAAAACAUGUUUAACUUAAGUUAUAUGUUUAGAUGUGAGAUCACCUUUGGAUUUAUAUGUAUUUUGCUGUAUGAAAAGUAAAGCAGAGCAAGAGUCCAAUCCUUCAUGAUAAUAUGCAAUUAGCUCUUCCAGUGUAAUGUCUGUGCUUUCUAAUGUGUAGUUUGUAAGUAUGAAGGUAAAGAAAGUAUGUUGAAACUAGAAGUAUCUGAUAAGUGGGAGCAGAAGAAAAAUCUGAAGUGGACUCUUAUUUUCUUGAGGGGAGAAUAGUCACUAAGAAAUACGCUAACUGCCAGUGUCACUCCUGAGCUUUGGCUGCACCUUCUGCUGUUUAAUGGGUCUCACAAACUUCAGGAAACUGUGAUCUUGAUGGUGAAGAGGCAACCACAAGAUCUCCAAACUACUGGCCAAACUAAAAAGCACUUCUUAAUUAAAAUAAGCCCCCACUAAAAUACUAGAUAUUAAACCCCAGAGGUAAUUUUAGGAACCCUAAUUCACUGUUGGAUGCAAAUUUACAAGCAUUUCCCCAUCCUUAAAGAAAAAACUAUAAAUAAAAUCUGAAACAGCUCUGAACCAGGCAGGUGGAGUUCCUCAUUGUUCAUUGUGGGCAGGCAAUAAGAAUUCCCAGUCACCUCUACCUCCCAUUCAGUCCUGUAGGAGAUUUUUUCUGCAGGCAUGACCAAGAGCCACCCUCCCAAGGGAAACAGAAGGAGGGGAAACUAGGAGCAGACAUCAGGUAGGUUGGAAGGGAAGCACACCACUCCUAAGCUCACUGGAGGUUUCACAGCCAUUGGGUCAUGUUUUCUCUCUGAACAAUGGUGGUGUUUAUCAUUCCUGUGAGGUGAUCUGCUUUCCAUCACCAUGCACAAUGAAAACUUCUAGGUCCCACUCUUACUGUAAGGAUAAAAAACCCACACUGUCAGGUAGAUGGUCCAUCAUAAGAGCAGAUAACACAGUGGGGCAGUGGGCAGAGCUUGCUCUACAGCCUGUGCCCCCACAAAUAUAGCAGAGAUACUCACCCAUUCUCCUCAUGACACAGUAACACAGUAACACUUGAUCCUCUCCAGAACUUCCACCCUGAGCCAAGAGACCUUCCCCACCUCUUUCAUGCUCUAUGAUAUUUUUGUUUUUAAGACCUGAUUUUGGCAGAAAACCCACAAUUUCCUACUUUGUUUCUCAAAGACACACACAGGCACUCUACUGGUUUUUGUUGUUGCUUUGGAGCAGCGUGUUGUUUCAGUUCCUGUUAUCACUUUAUAUAAGUUAAGCUCCUACUGUGAUGGAAAACCAAGACAAGUAUAACUUAUUUUAUAUCUCUGUGUUCAUAUUAUAUAGAGAAUUAUAUUCUGUGUAUGUAGGAUGUGCUUAUUGCAGUACAUUUAUCAUUUGUCUUAAAAAACUAAUGCAUUAACCUUUUUUGUACACCCUGGUCCCAAAACAUUAUUAAAAAAGAAAGGCCA
Molecule: messenger RNA, 3482 nt
Organism: Apus apus (common swift)
Lineage: Eukaryota; Metazoa; Chordata; Aves; Apodiformes; Apodidae
Gene: EHD3
Product: EH domain containing 3
Exons: 6
Coding region: 370-1977 (535 amino acids)
Biological process (GO): endosomal transport; endocytosis
Cellular component (GO): cytoplasm; plasma membrane
Molecular function (GO): GTP binding; protein binding; calcium ion binding
Source: RefSeq, a predicted model, not a curated record